Chara braunii is the source of this 4042-nucleotide messenger RNA. Lineage: Eukaryota; Viridiplantae; Streptophyta; Charophyceae; Charales; Characeae. The record is from the annotation of a GenBank genome assembly.
GGAGCGGUGGGAGCCCAACCUCAGGUCGCAACUAGGCCUUUUUUAGAGGUGGGUUCAAGAAGGGAUCUCAAAGGCGGUACAAAAAGGUAGAUCAAAAGUGCCGCCCUGUUCCAGUGCUGGUAGCCGAGGAAAAGGAAGUAUACUACGAGCGGGAGAGAGAAUUGAUACGGCAGAUGUGGGAGAAUGCUGAGAGUAUGCCAUGUCGUAUCAACCUGGAGACCGAGAAGGCGCUGAUUAUAGGGGAGCCUGACUUCCUUACAGUGCAGGAAGAGAAGCUUAUGGUGGACACCAUAAGAGGAAGGCACACUGCAUAUGCCUUCAAUGAUGACGAGAGAGGACGUCUGGACGUGGAUAAAAUCCCCAUGAUUAGGAUACACACCGUGCCGCAUGAGCCGUGGAAUUUGCGGGGUGCACGAUAUCCUAAUCCAGCUGAUGAGGACAAGGUAGUCAACUACCUAGAUGGGAAGAUCCGCACGCAUAUAUCAGACUACUCGAGCGGGCCGUAUGGAUCCCCCUGGUUUUGCUUGAUUAAGCCAAAUGGGACGUUGAGACCAAUGACGGCGAUGCAUACCCCUCGAGGGUUGAUCCACAUGAACGUCGCACCACAGGGGUGGACAAAUGCGGUCGCCAUGGUCCAGAGGCACAUGGUGAGGGCGAUGCAGCCAGUAAGCCCUCACAUCACUCAGCCUUACAUUGAUGAUUUGGCCGUGAAAGGGUCGAAGAAGAAGGAUGAGCGGGAGGUCAUGCCGGGAAUCGGACAGUUUGUCUGGGAUCAUGUGCAAGACUUAUGUCAAGUCGUGGACUUGUUAAAGGAGCAUAACCUCACCGCGAGUGGGCCAAAAUCCAAGCAUUGCAUGAGUGGUGYCACUAUCUUAGGAUUUGUGUGCGACGAGAGGGGUCGUCGGCCAGAUACUAAGAAGACGAACAAGAUUCUCGAAUGGCCAACCCCGUUCGAGACGAUUACAGAAGUGAGAAGCUUCCUCGGCACAUGCGGGUCUUGGAGAAUAUUUAUUAAGGGGUUUGCGGCGAAGACAGAGCACUUGCGAAAGCUUGUGCGUCAAGGCCAAGAUUGGGAGUGGGGAGAAACGCAGGAGGUGGUGAUAAGGGACCUGAAGAAGGAGUUUGAGGAAGGAGGACUGGUACUGAGGGUACCAGACCAUGCUGCUGUAAUGACCAGGCCCUUUAUCGUAGAAACGGACGCAGGACCGACUGCCUUAGGAGGGGUUUUGAUUCAGAAGGACUUCAAUGGAGAGGAGUGGCCGCUAAGAUUUGAGAGUCGAACGCUUAACACCGCUGAACGAAACUACUCACAAUUCAAGCGCGAGACCUUAGCAGUCCUCCACUGCCUGAGGAUCUUCAGAAACUACCUCUUCGGCAGCAGGUUUGUAUUAAGGGUGGAUCCAACUGCUCUAGCAGCUCUAGCAGGAUAUGUGCGAUUGCUAGGGUCAGUCCUAAAACCCUAUGUGGAAGAAAACUCGUGGGGAAAGCCGGAUGUGGAAUGGAUGAUGGAAUUAGCCUUGGCGGAUAAGCAUCAACUGGGGGAGGACCUGAUCACUGUGGAGAAUGGGGCCCAGCAAGUGGAAAAACACGAGAGAUCGGUAGGAGGAGUCUACCUACUGGCCAAUGCCUUACUGCAAGAGGAAGCGACCAGAAAUGUUGGGCAAGAUCAGGAGAGGAGUGAGAGCGAGGUAUAUGAGAGAGAAGAAAAGGAUUUUGAGGAAGGCGAAAUCAAAGAGGCCUUUCGAGCAGAAGAGUACGAUGGGGUCUACCUAGAGUUCGGAAUGCUUCUUUCAUGUGAAAUGAGGGAAAGGGAUGCAAGUGAAAAAGUCCUGAAGAUGCGGCUAAACUUUCUGGUGAGAGAUGGUCACCUGUUUAUGAAGAGAAAAGGGAGAUUUCCAAGGAGGGUGGUUUGUGGCAUCGCUCGUCAGAUUGAUGUCAUAGUUGCCCUGCAUGAUGGCACAGCAGGUGGGCACAGGAGUACGGACACGACGUACCUCAAGACAGCAGAAUUGUUCUUUUGGGAUGGCAUGGGCAAAAUGAUUGACGACUAUUGGUUCGUGGAUGGAAGGGCCAUCCGCACUAAGACUGGUGAGACGUUGGCGCGCUGCAUCGAAGAGUAUUACCUCCGAUAUCCCUUCGUCUCCAGAUUUGUCAUGGAUAGGGGGUCCGAAUUCACCUCUGCAGAGGUAAAGGCGCUUCUACUAAGAUAUGGGGUGAUUGCUGAAUACACUACUGCAGCGCAUCCCCAAGCAAAUGCGCCGGUGGAAAGCAGACAUAGUACCAUCUCGAACCUUCUCGCAAAGUGGACUAGUGGGAGGCCGAAUCAGUGGCCAGAUUUUCUGAGGGUCGCGUUCUUCGUGGACAACAUCACAGUCAGGGGGAGCAAUGGUUACGCUCCAGCCACAUUAUGGUAUGGGAGACAUGCGACGUUCCCUAUUGAAAGCUUCCUAAAAACUUGGAGGCGGCAGAACCUCGAAACGGAGUUGACGUUUGAGGAACUGCUGGACUUAAGGGCACGUCAGAUUGGCACCAUAGAAGACCAUAUUGAGGGCGCGGCAAAUAGGCUGGCUGGUAAUCGGGCUCAGGACAAGUACAGGUGGGAUCAAAUGGUCAGGGUAAGGAAGGAACCUCUCAAGGUGGGUGACACUGUGCUGUUAUAUGAUUCAUCCCUGGAGAAGCAGUGGUCACGAAAGUUGGACAAGCGGUGGUUGGGACCCUACAAGGUCGCAAGAGUUGGAGAGUAUGGCGCAUACCAAAUUGAAGAGCUGAAUGGGACCGCUUGGAGGGACUGGGUGUCUGACUCGAGGUUGAAGAAGUUUGUCGCUGGAGAUGAGUUCAGGUGGGAUGGAGCCAGGAUGCUGAGGAAAGUGCGAGGAGAGGGCGAGUGGGCUGAGCCCAUUGCCAAGUAUGUGCGAGAGUCGGCAACCUGGACAGAGUUUGAGAGGAAGAUGGAAGGGAUAGAUCCAUCACCUGUGGGAAGAGAUGAAGUGCCGAUCCGGUUCGAUGGGACGAACCUGGAGAAGUUCCUGUGGGCGUACGACCGAUUUGCAGAUGAGCAGAACGUUGAGCCUAAGUCGAGAGUGAAGGGGUUCCUCCUGUUUGUGAGGAGGCAUAUCAGGCUGUUCGUCAAGAGUGUGGUGGAAAAAGCAUUACACUGGGGAGACUGCAAGCGGUUAUUGAGGAGUCACUGUACUGCAGCACGCCAGGCAGAGGAAAGGAAGAGCAUGGAGAAGAAAAGGAAGGAGCCUGAGGCUGAGGGCAGGAGGAACUUUGAGAGGGGUGCAUCGUCCAGGUCUCAGGAGGGUGAGAAGAGGAGAGAGCAUGCUUCCCACAAGGCAGAGAGGAAGGAGGAACAACCAUCUGAGAGGGCACAAAGGAGGAGAUGGUCAGAGGUGCCAGAGGCUCCUCCCCAGCCAGUUCAGAGACUUGCUCACCCUGAGAGGGACGAUGAAGGGGCUGCAAGAGGACUUGAGGGGCCACAACAGGAGAUGGGGGUGAAGUUGGUCUACGCAGACUUUCUCACCCUGAGAGGGACGAUGAAGGAAGGAUUUGCAGCAGCUCGGGCGUCAGAUCAGAGGGUUGGAGAAAGGUUGACCAAGGUGGCACAAAAGGCCUAUGGUCAGAGGGUGGAAUGGGAACAGGAGAUUAGGGAGCUGAAGGCGAACCAGGAGAGGCAAGAGCGCGAAUUGAACGCGCUGAAGAUGGAGCUAGAGAAGGCCUGGGGAGGCAAUGAGACGAUCAGGCAGGUGAACCAGACCCUCAACAAAGUUAACGAGGCUCAGAGGGCAUACCAGCAGGCUAGGCAGAUUUUUUUCCAGACAAAGGAGAGAGAGUGGGAAAAGAGGAUCAAGGAGUUGGAAACAAAGCUCGAGCAGAGAGCACCCACGGCCUUGGUGGAUUGGACUGAAGUCCAAGGGUUUGAGAUGAAGAGGCCACCUGCAAAAGAAGCCUUCAGAAGUCAGAAGGAAGAAAAAAAGGCUGACCUUUAGGAAGGAGAAGACAUACCCUUGUGGGAUAAGGAGAUGCUGCAGCCUGAAACAGU